Molecule: messenger RNA, 887 nt
Organism: Galdieria sulphuraria
Lineage: Eukaryota; Rhodophyta; Bangiophyceae; Galdieriales; Galdieriaceae
Product: 60S ribosomal protein-related protein
Exons: 3
Coding region: 59-814 (251 amino acids)
Cellular component (GO): 90S preribosome
Source: RefSeq, a predicted model, not a curated record
UGUCGUUACAUUUCUAUGUGAAAUGCUUUCAAAAACGAUUUGAAGGCCGUACCAAAGGAUGUCUUCGUCCCCUGUGCCUAGUCACCGUGUUGUUGAGGCUGUACAAGCUUUACGUGUAUUAAGAGAACAAAAUGAUACUAAAACAAGACAUUCACUGUUAAAGGAUAACGAGGACUUUAUUUUCUUAGUUGUCACCUUUAAGCAGCUUCCAGAAAGAAAGUCUUGGAAACCAUGCGCUCUUCCUCUGCCGCAUCCUAUUUAUGUUGCAGGGGAAUCUGAAGUUUGCUUUAUUGUUAAAGACCCACAACGUCAAAUCAAAGAUUAUAUUGCUGACCACCACAUCAGUGGCAUAAGCAAAGUUAUAGGAGUGUCCAAGUUACGAAAGAAAUAUUCUACGUUUGCCUUGAAAAGACAAUUUGUACAGGCAUAUGACCUUUUUUUGGCAGACGAUCGAGUUGUUCCAAUGCUUGCUAAAACUCUGGGAAAGGAGUGCUUUCGAAAGAAAAAAGUUCCGAUACCAAUACGUAUGAAUAAAGAUAUAGGACGUGAUGUUCAAAGAGCACUCAACAGAACCUAUUUAUUUUGUGUGGAAGGACCUUGUUCAAGUGCCAGGAUAGGAAAGAUGAGUUUUGACAAUGACGCCAUUAUAGAAAAUGUUUUGAGUUGUGUGGGAACUUUGUUUGAGUCAAGUCCCGGUGGCUGGGAGAAUAUUCAGAGCUUAUUGUUGAAAACCGUAGAUUCAUUGGCCUUGCCUAUAUUUCAGAGUUAUACAAAACAUGAAUCUGUUCUUAAAGAAACAAUAUGUAGCAAAUAAAGCAAACGUAUGACAACUUUUCUAAGCAAUUGAAUGACGACCCAAAAAUGGAGACGCGGUGUCCAUUUUCGCA